This is a messenger RNA of Caenorhabditis briggsae, 495 nucleotides long. The transcript has 5 exons. The record is from RefSeq and is a predicted model, not a curated record. Lineage: Eukaryota; Metazoa; Nematoda; Chromadorea; Rhabditida; Rhabditidae. The coding region runs from base 1 to 495 and encodes 164 amino acids.
AUGACACAUGAGGACCACUUAAGAGGACCUAAAUUCCGGAAAAAAACCCUAGCUGGAGUUCGGAAGAUUCGACUAGCCACAGUUUUUUUUUUGAAAACAGACUCUCAAAUGAUGAUGGCUCCAGCAACAAAACCUCAGGAAAUGCUGAAAGUUGUUAAGCAAGAGCAUGACGGGGAACAAAAUAGCUCAUGCCGAAGAAGUCCACUGCGAUCUGAAUUCCGACUCGGGUCAUCCGAAUCAGAAAAGCCGGCAACGAAGGCUCCAAAAUCAUUCCCGAUCGAUAAUGUCAAGGAAGAGCCAAUCGAUAAUUAUUCAAAUGAAAAUCAAGCGAUUUCAACCACCAAAAUCGCUCCGGAAACUUCGAAAUCGACCGAACCAAUGAUCAUCGAUUCGAAUAUCGUUCGCUCCGAACUUCACAACGUCGUCAUUUCCAAUUGCAGAAUCGAAAAUUCACAAAUUGCCGAUUCCAAGAUUUUCGGGAAACUCAAAUUCUGA